CACGCAGCUAUUAAACAACAGCCCCUUAUAUUCUUCUUCACUCGGAGCAUAAUUAUUAAGCAAAUGAGUCAUCCUUCUCGGCAAGAGACGGAGCUGAUGAACAUAGAGACGGCUCAUCACCGCGAAGAAGAUAAAAUCAGAGUUCUCUAUGAAGCAUCGUACAAAGGGUGUGUUCCAACCUUGAAUUCCCUGCUACAGGAAGACCCAGGAAUUCUGCAGAAAAUUAGCUCGCAGACUAUCUUCAUAGAAACUCCUUUGCACAUAUCAGCUUCCCAUGGCCACCUUGAAUUCACAAAAACCCUCCUUUCUCACAAACCAGAACUAGCCCUUGAGCGGAACUCUUCACGAAGCACACCUCUUCACUUAGCUUCUGCAGAAGGCCACAUCGAAGUUGUGAUGCAGUUGUUGAAAGCUUGUGAGGAGGCAUGCUUGGUUCUUGAUCAAGAAGGUAGAAUUCCCUUGCACUAUGCUAUCAUACGAGGGAGAAGGGACGUUGUGUUGGAGCUCAUCAAAAAAAAAAAAAAAAAACCAGAGUCUCUGAAGAUCCUUGAUGACAAGGGGAAAACUAUUUUCCACUUGUGUGUGACGUACAACCAGUUAGACAUACUGAAAGAUUUGAUUGAACUAAAUAUUGAUGACACCCACGAGCUCCUCAUUAAGAGUGACAAGGAUGGCAACAACACAAUUCUGCAUUUGGCUAUCUUGUUGAAGCAAGUUGAGACCGUUAGGUACCUCCUUUCAAUUCGCAAAAUAAGAUCAGAAGCAUUGAACUUGAAGAACGACAUGGGUUAUACUGCCGCUGAUAUUGUUGAGAGAAUUCCCAAGGAUUCUAAGAGCCUUGAGAUACAAGUCAUAUUGAUGGAGUGUGGCAUCAAAUUUGGAAGAAGAGAAAGGCUUGAUGUUGGCAGCGAAGAAGACAGACCUGGGAAGAAGAGGUGGUCGUGGAGAAAUGUUUUCAAUGUUUUCAAGAGCAUAGACCGAUGGCUUGAGUACAAUGGUGAUUGGCUAGAAGACAUGAGGGGGAAUCUAAGUCUCGUGGCUACUGUCAUCUCAACCAUAACCUUUCAAGCGGCACUUAACCCUCCUGGAAGCGUAAUUCAACAAGGUAUAAGGCCUGGCAAUCCCGAUUUUAACCUCACUUCCAGUUUCAACACUUCUCUUGACGAAGGACCCCUCGGCUGCUUGCCGUACAAAGAUGAGUUUGGGCGUAACCGCAGUUACGGACCAUGUCCUGGGGUAGCGACGCAUGCUUAUCGGUAUCCUGACGAGUUUCGCCAGUUCAUAGUUAACAACACCAUCUCCUUUGUGGCAUCUCUUUGUGUUGCUCUCUUGCUUGUUGGUGGAGUUCCUCUCAAACGCAGAUUUGUGAUGGGGAUGCUAUCUAUAGGCAUGUGUAUAGCACUCACAUGCUUGCUAAAUGCCUAUUUUGCCGGCCUCAACCUUAUCAUCCCAUGUAAUCUGCAUACUGGGAAUGCGGUGAUCGUAGCCGCUUGGAUUUUUAGUGGAUUGUAUGUGCUGGUUGGCAUAUAUAGGGCAGUGAUAUUUGUUAAAUGGGUAGUGGGGACAUUGAAGGAAAAGAUAAUUAAUCGUCGAAAGUCCAAGUGACGAAGGAACAGGGUCAGAAACAGCUGUUGCUUGAUAUGAUAUUAAUGCGCGUUUGGGUUGCACAA
Molecule: messenger RNA, 1670 nt
Organism: Prosopis cineraria
Lineage: Eukaryota; Viridiplantae; Streptophyta; Magnoliopsida; Fabales; Fabaceae
Product: ankyrin repeat-containing protein At2g01680-like
Exons: 2
Coding region: 64-1605 (513 amino acids)
Cellular component (GO): plasma membrane
Molecular function (GO): protein phosphatase regulator activity; protein phosphatase 1 binding
Source: RefSeq, a predicted model, not a curated record